Messenger RNA from Dipodomys spectabilis (banner-tailed kangaroo rat), 2985 nucleotides. It is a transcript of the gene Micu3, whose product is annotated as mitochondrial calcium uptake family member 3. The record is from RefSeq and is a predicted model, not a curated record. NCBI's taxonomy places the organism in Eukaryota, Metazoa, Chordata, Mammalia, Rodentia, Heteromyidae. Gene Ontology annotation, cellular component: uniplex complex. Gene Ontology annotation, biological process: calcium import into the mitochondrion; mitochondrial calcium ion homeostasis. The coding region runs from base 16 to 1614 and encodes 532 amino acids. The transcript is spliced from 15 exons. Gene Ontology annotation, molecular function: calcium ion binding.
CCAGCGGCUCCCGCUAUGGCUGCACUGCGGAGGCUCCUGUGGCCGCCGCCUCGGCUGCCGCCGGCGCUCACUCCUCACCAGCCCUGGCCGGGGCCCUGCGGGCGGCCAGCGGGGCCGCCCCUGGCGCCGCCGGGCCGGCGGCUGUGCGGCCGGGAGGAUGAGGAGGGGGCUGCGGCGUGGCGGCGGCGGCGGCGGCGGCGGCGCUGGGGGGAGCUGGGCGUCGCGGCGCUGGCGGGCGGGGGUCUGGUCGGCCUCGCGUGCUACCGUCUGUACGGGGACCCCCGGGCCGACCCAGCGUGGGCUCCCGCGCGUCCCUCCCAGAGCGCGGCCGCCGAGCCCGAGGACCCGCCGCGAGGAGGCCGGGGGCUGCUGCCCAUCCCGGUGGCCGCUGCCAAGGAGACGGUUGCCAUUAGCAGAACAGAUAUCGAAGACUUGGACCUGUAUGCUACAUCAAGGGAGAGAAGAUUUCGUUUAUUUGCUUCCAUAGAGUGUGAAGGGCAGUUAUUCAUGACUCCGUAUGAUUUUAUUUUGGCUGUUACCACAGAUGAGCCCAAAUUUGCCAAAACAUGGAAGUCUCUUUCUAAGCAGGAAUUGAAUCAAAUGCUUUCAGAAACACCACCAGUUUGGAAGGGGUCAUCAAAACUAUUCCGAAAUCUUAGAGAAAGAGGUGUGAUUUCUUACACAGAAUAUCUUUUCCUUUUAUGUAUUUUAACAAAGCCACAUGCAGGUUUUAGGAUAGCUUUCAACAUGUUUGACACUGAUGGCAAUGAGAUGGUGGACAAGAAGGAGUUUUUAGUGCUUCAAGAAAUAUUCAGGAAAAAAAAUGAAAAGAGAGAAACUAAAGGAGAUGAAGAAAAACGUGCUAUGCUGCGUCUUCAACUUUAUGGAUACCAUUCUCCUACUAAUAGUGUACUUAAAACAGAUGCUGAGGAACUUGUCUCCAGAAGCUAUUGGGACACACUGAGACGUAACACAAGCCAAGCACUCUUUUCAGACCUCGCAGAGCGUGCUGAUGACAUCACAAGUUUAGUUGCAGAUACUACACUUCUUGUACAUUUUUUUGGAAAGAAAGGAAAAGCUGAGCUCAACUUUGAAGAUUUUUAUAGGUUCAUGGAUAAUCUCCAAACAGAAGUUCUAGAAAUAGAAUUCCUUUCCUAUUCUAAUGGGAUGAAUACUAUCAGUGAAGAAGAUUUUGCUCAUAUUCUUUUACGUUAUACAAAUGUGGAAAAUACAUCAGUGUUUUUGGAAAAUGUGCGUUAUAGUAUACCUGAAGAAAAGGGCAUCACAUUUGAUGAAUUCAGGUCAUUUUUCCAGUUUUUGAAUAACUUAGAAGACUUUGCGAUAGCCCUCAACAUGUAUAACUUUGCAAGUCGCUCUAUAGGACAAGAUGAAUUUAAACGUGCCGUCUACGUAGCUACUGGACUCAAACUUUCACCACAUUUAGUGAAUACUGUCUUCAAGAUUUUUGAUGUUGACAAAGAUGAUCAAUUAAGUUAUAAAGAAUUUAUUGGAAUUAUGAAAGACAGACUCCAUAGAGGAUUCCGGGGUUAUAAAACAGUCCAAAAGUAUACUACUUUCAAAUCAUGCCUGAAAAAAGAACUUCACAGCAGAUAAACACUCCUAAAACAAAGUUUAAAGGAUUUCUAUCGAUAUGAAAAAUGCAAGAAGCAAAAAUUUCUGAGAGUGGAAGCAGGUCUGAAGCCAGAAUAUGUAGAAAAUGAAGAAAAGAGUGAAAAGUUUUGAAAUUUAUAUAUAUUUUUUGAACUGGAUUCUUAACAAAGAUAAAGCGCAUCUUCUCACCGCAAUGUUAAAUACGAUCAAGUUGAGCCUUUACCCUGUUUCCUGAACUUUCUGCACUUUUUCAUUCCCUCAAGUAUACAGGUACUUCCAAUGACUCAUAUGAGAAUGUAUUUUAAUUUUUUUAUUUAUUUAUUAGAGAUUUAUUUUAUUUCAAAUAUUAAGUAUGACCCAUAGACUAUAGACUACCUAACAUAAGCAACACGUUUUCUUUUGCUUUGGACUAUGAGCUUAUUUUCAGAAAAUAAAUACUGCCUUCAGAUUUGUCUUUGGACCCUUGAAAUUUUUAAUAAUUGCCUGUCAUUUAUUAGUUGAAAUGAUUUUGAAAACAAAUAGAAUUAAGCUAUUAAAUAAUAUGAUGGUUUACAUUGUACUUUUAACUUUUAAGAGUACUGAAGUAACAUUGUUUGACUGGUGUAGAUUCGUUUUGUUUUUGUUUUGUUUUAUUUUUUGGUUUUUGUCUUGUUUUUGUUUAUUUACCAAAGUCAACAGGAUUUCUGGUCCUUUUUAAUGUAGAAAGAAAUGUGAAAUGUAGGCUAAGUAAAGACAUAUCUUGACAGUUAGAAGGAGGGACAGUUGUAACAAGACUCAUUGUUACUAUUUUAAAUACAGUAUUGUUCCUGAAUGUAGUGGUAUGUAUUAAUAGCACUAAAUAGUACCUUGAAGCUCUGUAAUUUAUUGCAAAUUGUUAAUAUAUAUUCAUAGCAUCAAAGUGUGUUAUAAAGACUAAAAUGAUUCAGAAGACCGAUGUAUAUUUCAGCAGAAGAUAAUAUUUUGUUUCUUGCAGAAGGACCAUGUACAAAAGUGACACAAAUACCUAGUAAUAAUGGAUAACUUAAAUAUAAUGCAUCAUUUCAAAAUGAUAUAUCUUACAAGUGAAAAUAAAACUUUGUAUUGAAAAACCCACAGUCACAUUGAGAAAUAAUGUGCAAGUACUUCAUAAAUUAAUAUAAAUUUAAACUAUUUAAGAACAAUACAAUGAAUUUAAGUUAGUAUAUUUAUAUAUUGCAUGUGGACUAUAAGUUCAUAUAUCUUCCUUUUUAAGACAUAUUUAAUGUAAGUUAUAUACACUCCACUUGAUCUUGCUUUUGCAUAUGAAAAUAGGAAGCCCUUUGUUUUUAUAAGUUAUUAAAUGUAAAGUUGGCUUUCAUCAGUUUGUUUAUAAAAGUAAUGUUAUUUCCAAAAUGU